AGAUUUGGCCAACGAUGAACAGAGCGAUUUUCCGGCAGAAGAAUCGAUGCCAUGUAAAAACCGGCGAGCUUUCAUGUCCUCCCACGCUCGUUUCUUGAAGUAUCACAUCGGAACGGGCGGACCACGUCAUCUGAAACACUCAGAGCUGCUUCGCCUGCUCAAUGUCUCUGGCGCCUCUGGAGACGGUCGUAAUGACGUUGAUCGUGAUUCGGAACUGGAAGAAAUUUUCAAUGGGACUUGGCCCUAUCUCAGUCGUCGUGCUAAAUUGGGCUACACCAAAGGCGUUUCGCAGGCCGGAAUGCGGAAUUGGAACGCGGCUGGUGGUGCGGAUAAACCUGUGACGGCACGUAACAAAAAAGCCGUUAUUUUCGUGCCGUCCAAGCUCGAUUCAUGUGGCUCCGUUGGACAACCCUCUGCUGGCUUGGCUGCUAUUAGGGGGAGUGGACCCAGAGUUCCCACUCCACCUUGGCUCGCAGCCGAUGACGAAGUGGAAGAAGAUGCUUCUACCAUCACUGGCAGUUCUUCCAGCCCUUGCCGUAGUAAGGGGUGUGAAAGCAAUCAUCCGGGACUCGGUUACUUUGCGCCUGAGUUGUGUGAAAUAUCACCUAUGAAUGAAACUAACCUGGGCCAUCGAUUGCUUCAGAGGCUAGGAUGGGAGCCAGGUCAAGGUUUGGGUGCAAAUAAUCACGGUUUGCUGGAUCCUGUCGGCUGUGUCCCUCAUUCCAGCUCGCCUUCGUUCCUGUAUCCCGUAGCGUCUACCUGAGCCUCACCCCCACGCAGUUGCGAUGUCCUGUAUACGCUUGUGCACUGACACAUCGGAUAACUCCUCUUACGCUUCUCCCCUUCGAGAAUUUCGAGCGCAACCGGCUGUACAUUAUAUACUCUUGUUAUCAACUCUCGAAAAUGUCCGAAGUACAAUACUAACGAUACUAGGUAUACCUCUUGAGCGAUAUGGAGAGCUCAAGCUUGUACCUAUCUUUCACUUCCAUGAAUCGCACGAAACCUUUUUGCCCUUUCAUCACCUCCGCACCCAUAUGUUCUU
Dicrocoelium dendriticum is the source of this 1042-nucleotide messenger RNA. The record is from the annotation of a GenBank genome assembly. NCBI's taxonomy places the organism in Eukaryota, Metazoa, Platyhelminthes, Trematoda, Plagiorchiida, Dicrocoeliidae.